AUGAGGGACUCCACGAGCCGUGAUUCCUCUCGUGGACUUGAGGCAGUGGCUAGGCAACUUGUGCCUUUGUCUCACAAGCCUAAGGCACCUUCACGAGGGGCUCCACGAGCUGUGGAUAAGGUAAGAAGCAUCCAAGCUACGCUCCUAGCAGUCCAAAGUAGACAGAAAAAGUAUGCAGACCAUAAGGUAAGAGACAUGACAUUUCAGAAUGGUGAGAACAUUCUUCUUAAGGUAUCACCUAUCAAAGGGGUGAAGAGAUCCAACAAGAAGGGCAAGCUUAGUCCUCGAUACAUUGGACUAUUUGAAGUUAUUGACCGUGUAGGACCAGUGGCGUAUAGGUUGGCUUUACCUCCUAACUUAUCGGAAGUUCAUCUGGUGUUUCAUGUGUCCAUGUUGAAGAAGUAUCAUGGGGAUGAGGAUUACAUCAUAAAAUGGUACUCAAUUGUGUUAGACAAAGACCUGUAG
This is a messenger RNA of Solanum stenotomum, 465 nucleotides long. RefSeq lists its product as uncharacterized. The coding region runs from base 1 to 465 and encodes 154 amino acids. The transcript is spliced from 2 exons. The record is from RefSeq and is a predicted model, not a curated record. Lineage: Eukaryota; Viridiplantae; Streptophyta; Magnoliopsida; Solanales; Solanaceae.